Notothenia coriiceps (black rockcod) is the source of this 527-nucleotide messenger RNA. Its product is annotated as gamma-aminobutyric acid receptor subunit alpha-3-like. Lineage: Eukaryota; Metazoa; Chordata; Actinopteri; Perciformes; Nototheniidae. Gene Ontology annotation, molecular function: GABA-A receptor activity; extracellular ligand-gated monoatomic ion channel activity. The transcript is spliced from 4 exons. The record is from RefSeq and is a predicted model, not a curated record. The coding region runs from base 27 to 527 and encodes 166 amino acids. Gene Ontology annotation, cellular component: membrane. Gene Ontology annotation, biological process: monoatomic ion transmembrane transport.
UACAGGACCCCUCUGUUUUAACUGAUAUGGCUGCUGCAAUGUGGAAGCUUAAAUCACUGCACAUGGGCUUGUGGAUCUUCUUCCUGCUCGUCAACCUCCUUCCUGCAGCCAGGGCAGUGGUUGGGCACAGAGAGCCGUUGCCUGAUGAUAGUAGAGACAAUAUCACCAUUUUCACCCGGAUCCUAGAUCGGCUUUUGGAUGGAUACGACAACAGGCUACGUCCAGGGCUGGGAGAGAGUGUGACAGAAGUGAGGACAAACAUCUACGUGACCAGUUUCGGGCCGGUGUCGGAUACAGACAUGGAGUACACCAUCGAUGUCUUCUUCCGCCAGAGUUGGAGGGACGAGAGGCUGAAGUUCGACGGGCCCAUGCAUGUGUUACCCCUCAACAACCUCCUGGCCAGUAAGAUCUGGACUCCUGACACCUUUUUCCAUAACGGAAAGAAAUCGGUGGCCCACAACAUGACGACUCCAAACAAACUGCUGCGACUAGUUGACAACGGCACGCUUCUCUACACGAUGAGGUGA